GUCAAGUGGGCUCUUGAAAGUUGCACCAUCGUAGCCCGGUUUCAAGGGAUUUCUCCCCUUCCAGCAACACCAAGGAUUUUCUGUUCAAUUCUCACUUCCAGCAACACUGAGUUCAAUUUCCACUUCCAGCAACACACUGAGAUUCAAUACCCAUUCCCAGCAACACAGGAUUUUCUGUUCAGUUUUCACUUCUAG
This is a messenger RNA of Dentiscutata erythropus, 195 nucleotides long. NCBI's taxonomy places the organism in Eukaryota, Fungi, Glomeromycota, Glomeromycetes, Diversisporales, Gigasporaceae. The record is from the annotation of a GenBank genome assembly.